ACAAAAUAUGUGAAUUAGAUCUUGAUGUGAUGCGUAUUAAUCAUGACGUUCCUGAGGACUCUGAUUCUGAUUCCGAUGGUAAGAGUGGUGGUCAACAAAGAAGUAGUGGUAAUGAAUUUUCCGACUUCAAUAGUCAGGCAAAAAACAUGAAAUAUAGUGCUUUACCAUGUCGUUUAUCAAAUAUGAGUUUAAGCUUUGUGUUGGUUAUAAUAUAUCUUGGAUGUGUUUGGUUAAGAAUCCCUAUAAUAAAGGGUGAUAUUGUUCGUUGGGCUUCUACCGGUCGUUUAUCAGAUUUAGUAAUUCGUCAAGAAUUACCUAAUGAUAUGAAAUUACAUCUGGGUCCCCAUUUUGUUAAGAAGUUCUUUGAAAAAGAGCGACAUCAAUCAUGGCAUUUCUUGACUUCCUUAGAAUUCGAUUUUAUCGCAUUUUAUAAAAAUUUUUAUGGAAUAACUUUUCCUGAGAUUAAUGCUCCACCUAUACUUUAUCGAUUCAUCAGAGAUUUUAUGUUACCAGUUGAAACAUAUGUUAUCUCCAAGGAAUUAGCGCAAUUGAUCAAUUUGAAUCUAGAAAUAAAUCGAAAUCCUUCUCUUUCAUUGUUAGCCGUGAUAAUUGUGAUAAUUAAAAUGAUCUAUGGAUUGGAUGGACAGAAAAGGGUGCCAAAUGAUAAAGAUGAAUUCUUUCGAUACUUUCCUAAAUUUGAAGAUUGGAUAAAAAAAUUAAGUGAAAGACAAGAAAAACUUUUCUCAAAAGAAAUUCCUUUGGAUCUGAG
Messenger RNA from Dentiscutata heterogama, 769 nucleotides. The record is from the annotation of a GenBank genome assembly. Lineage: Eukaryota; Fungi; Glomeromycota; Glomeromycetes; Diversisporales; Gigasporaceae.